This is a messenger RNA of Colossoma macropomum (tambaqui), 2662 nucleotides long. RefSeq names its product ephrin-B2b (gene efnb2b). Gene Ontology annotation, cellular component: plasma membrane. NCBI's taxonomy places the organism in Eukaryota, Metazoa, Chordata, Actinopteri, Characiformes, Serrasalmidae. Gene Ontology annotation, molecular function: ephrin receptor binding. The record is from RefSeq and is a predicted model, not a curated record. Gene Ontology annotation, biological process: axon guidance; blood vessel morphogenesis; ephrin receptor signaling pathway.
GAGAACCGGAGGGUGGAAGUUCCCGAGAACUUCAGCGGGUCCGUGAAGCUUCGUCCGCCGCCGAACGCGUCUGCAUCUCCUCGUCGAGGGACGCUCUGAGACGGAGCCUUGAGCCGGUCCAGCCGCCCUCGACUGGAUUAUCGCCCACUCACCGUCGGUAGAACCGAGAGGGAUUACGCCGCGGUCCGGAUUACAGCUGUGGAGGCUUCAGCUGCGUGACGUCCAGCGCCGUCCACCCUGGUUUCACCUCCAUCUCCAUGAAAGCGAGACCCUCCGCGGAUAUAAGCGUCCACGGUGCCUCAGCCCAGCCCGCCCAGGUCCAUCUCCUCCUCGGUUAGAUCCUGAGAUCACACAUUCCAGUCGGUGGUCUCGCCUCACCGUGCGAUGGAGCCCCUGUGGAGAUGUUUGCUCGGACUUCUGGUCAUCGUGUGCCGGACAAAGCUGACCCGGUCCACCAUUUUAGACUCCAUUUACUGGAAUACGUCCAACACUAAGUUUGUCCCCGGGAGGGGUCUGGUCCUGUACCCUCAGAUCGGAGACAAGAUGGAUAUUGUGUGCCCGCGCCUCAGGCCGGGCUCGAGCGACCAGACCAACAUCGAGUACUUUCGCGUCUACUUGGUCCCCAAGGAGCAGCUGGAGACCUGCCGCGUGGACAAGAGCAACAUGGCCCUGCUGAACUGCGACAAACCCGACCAGGACGUCAAGUUCACCUUCAAGUUCCAGGAGUUCAGCCCCAACCUGUGGGGCCUGGAGUUCCUCAAAGGAAAAGACUAUCACAUCAUCUCAACGUCAAACAGCACCUUAGAAGGCUUGGACAACCUUGAGGGAGGUGUAUGCAAGACCAAAUCCAUGAAGCUGGUGCUCCGAGUUGGACAGAAUCCUACUGACCCAGUCUCCACGAAAGACCAUUCACCAAAAUACUCGGACCCCGACAACCAAAGCACCUUCAACAAGGAGAACGACGUCUUUGGCAAAGCCGACUCCACCCCAGAUGCCGAUACAGACGGAAAGAGUGGCGAGUCCGUGGCCCGUCAGGGCUCGGAGAUGGCCCUGUUUGCCGGCGUGGCCUCAGGAGCUGUGGUGCUCAUUCUUCUAUUCGUGGUGGUUCUGGUGCUGUUGGUGCGGCGGCGGCACCGCAAACACUCGGCCCAGUGCUCUGGCCCCCUCCCACUGCACACGCUGCCCAAACGCGGCAGCACCGGCGCUAACAACAACGGCUCGGAGCCCAGCGACAUCAUCUUCCCCCUGCGUGCCUCCGAUAGCAUGUACUGCCCGCACUACGAGAAGGUCAGCGGGGACUAUGGGCAUCCCGUCUACAUCGUCCAGGAGAUGCCCCCGCAAAGCCCGGCGAACAUCUACUACAAAGUUUGACACAGCCACUUGUAGGAUGGACGAUUUGAUUAGCCUCCUGAAAACAUGGACAUCGUGUUUGUUGAUGCCGUUGGAGGAGUUCUACCAGGCAGGACGGAACAGGGACCAAAGCCUUGAGCCUGUUUCUUGAUUGAAAGGAAAGUCUGUGAUUGGUCUGGUGAAGGUCUUUGAUAGGUCUGGUAAAAGUCGUUGUUUGGUCCAGACAAAGUCUUUGUUUGGUCUGGAGAAAAUGUUUGUUUGGUCUGGAGAAAGUCUUUGAUCUGGAGAAAGUCUUUUGAUUGCAGCCUGGUUCUACACGGGGAAAUGUGUUCAAACAAGAAUGACUGAGAUAAAGAACUCUUGGAACCAACCAAGGAUUUGAAGGCACAUGUGAUUUCUCCAAUCCAGGGCAGACUGAGGUUCUAGCAGCUUUGCACUCAGGGGACAACAAUUAAGCCACUUCAGAAGGACCUAAACUUUACAAAUUUACUUGCUGAGAACGUUCAUCAGGGCAAAGAUUGUAACACCGCCACAUCGGGUCAUGUCUUGAAGGACUUUAACCAGAUUUUCCAGGGUAACUAGACCUUUUAGAUCUAGUUCUCUAAGUGUCACAUCGUAUUUGGCAAGCUUCUUUGAUAAAUGUUUGCAUCUCAAGCCAGUUUGGUUGAACGUGUCUUUUCUCUAAGCUCCUGCUUGAAGGAGCUGGAUGAAUCAUCAGAAUAGUCUGGCUAUAAAAGGCUGUUUCUGCAUCUCCGAGCUGGUCUGAUGAAUGCAUAACACAUAUCAAACUCCUGCUGUUUCUCCUCCAUAUGCCGUUUCUGCGUCAGGGUGCGAGAUUUUGCAGCUUCUUCAGGCCACAUGUGGUUCUCUCGUUCGCUUUGGCGGCUUGUCAAACACCUCGUCAAGGAAGGAAAGCCAAACAGGACAUUGUGCACAAACCCCUCUUUGUUUACUCGUGUAAAUACUACCUAAAUCUUUGUUGUUGUUGUUUUUUUUUUUUAAAUUAAGUCUUAAGUUAUGUUUUGUAUGAAUCUGAAUACGGAGGAGAAGAGGACAGGGCCGGUUCUCGAGUGUUAAUACCGUAGAUUUGUAUUGCUCACGUACGCAGUGGCGGUUCAGCGGGUCUCAAUCUGAUCUGUCCAAGUGUUGAUUUGUUGAUUGUACACCAAGCGAAUGUUCCGUUCCAGCUGGCCGCAAUUGAAUGGAUUAUGAUUGUUCGACUGAAUGAGCUCAUAACUGUAGCUCGGGCUGUUUCUCAAAGUUUGUUUUUGUAACAUUUGAAUAAAGCUGGUGGCACGGUGGGUUAAAAAAA